UUUUUUUUUAUUUUUUUUUUAUUUUUUUAAAACACAAACAUCUUUCUCAUAUCCGAUCAUGUCGAACAACGCAUCUGACCGUAUUGCCAACACUGUCAACUCGUACGUCGGAGGAGCUAAGCAAGCGGUUGGUGAGGCCAUUGGAAACACUAACCUCGCAGCGUCAGGAGCAGAACAGAGGAGUCAGGCAGAGGCCCGACAAGCUGCAGCAGAUGCCAAGACUCAUGCAGAGGGUGUCGGUCACACAGCCCAAGGCAAAAUGCAACAGACUAUGGGCGCUAUGACUGGAAAUAGAUCCAUGGAAGCCAAGGGUCACGCGAAUGAGGCUCAAGGUGAUCUCGAGCGCAAGAUCUAAAC
Molecule: messenger RNA, 357 nt
Organism: Lobosporangium transversale
Lineage: Eukaryota; Fungi; Mortierellomycota; Mortierellomycetes; Mortierellales; Mortierellaceae
Exons: 1
Coding region: 59-355 (98 amino acids)
Source: RefSeq, a predicted model, not a curated record